AGUUUGUCUCCUUCUUUUUUCGCCUUUAAUGAAUUUGUCAAAAAAAAAUUUCAUAUAUUCUCGUAAGUCCAUCAUUCUUCAUCACUACUACCAAUCCAAAAGAGCUUUUUAUUAUUCCACUGAUUCGUUGAGUUCACAAAAACAAAACCAUGAGUUGGUUCCAUAGACUCGAUCUCAUCGACCCGUACACGUGUUCACCACUCACCACCACCAUUGUUGAACCUUCCUCAUUGUUUUUAGGGUUUCCUUCCUUCAUCGACGACGACGUUGAAGAUCUACUCCAUUUCUCAUCACCUACUCCACUCGAUCUAUUCGAAACAGUGACGGAUCUGGUUCAGAUCAAGAAAUCUCCGUCUUCUUCUUGCAAGUACAAGGUGAUUCGUCGUAGUAGGCUAGAGGAGCCAGAGUAUCCUCUCAAGUAUCUUUGUGAUCGUGUUUCUGAUUUGGAAUCCAAGUUUGAUAAGUUGGUUAGUCCUAAGAGCCGUGACUGUGAUAGGAAGUAUACAUUGACCAAAGAGAUUAAGGGAAGUAGUGGUGAGAAGAAGUAUAAAUGGGAAGCGGAGAUUCAAGGACCACCGGGGAGGAAGUACAAGGUGGAGGCGGAGAUGGAUGGGGAGAAGAAGGAGAGUAAGUAUAAGUGGGAAGCUGAGUUUGAAGGUCCUGGUGAGAGGAAGUAUAAAUGGACGACUGAGGUUAAAGGAGGGAAGAAGGAUGAAGAAAGUUUAAAGCUUGUUGCUUUGAAGAAGGAGAAGGCUAAGGCGAAAGCCAAAGCCAUUGCUGCUGCUGAAGCGGAGAAGAAGAAGAAGAAGAAGAAGAAAAGUUACAAUUGGACGACGGAGGUGAAGAGUGAGAGGGAGAAUGGAGAGGUUUCGCAUACUUACAUCAUCAAGGCUUCUACUGGAUGCGAGAAAAAGAAGCAUGAGGACAAGGAGAAGAAGGAGAAGAAGAGCAAGAAGAAGGAGAAAACUCGUGUUGUAGCCAUCGAGGAAGAGGAGGAAGAAGAAGAAGAAGAAGAAGAUGAGUCGCAAGAACAUGGAGCUAUCGUCCUCAGGAAGGCGUUUUCGAGAAGAAAUGGAGCUGUUAGGGCUAAGAAGGGGAAAAACAAGGAAAUGCCACCUGACUAUGCUGCUGCGAUGAUCCAGAGGGCCUUCAAAGCUUAUUUGAUUCGUCGUUCAAAAUCAUUGCGUGCUCUUCGUGAUCUUGCUAUUGCAAAGACUAAACUGAAGGAGCUAAGAGCUUCAUUCCACAACUUCAGCUACCGUCGCUUGAUUGCUCGUGAUGCAGAGGAGCGCCAGAAAUUCUCAGAAAAAAUCAUUGUACUCCUCCUCACUGUUGAUGCCAUAGAGGGAGUUGAUGUAAUGGUUCGAGGAGCAAAGAGAUCCAUGGUGGAUGAGCUUGAAGCAAUGUUGGAUGUGGUAGACCCGCAACCACAGGGAGGGAAAUCAUUGUCGAUGAGAAGAAGGACAUUCGAUAUGCCAGACAGUUUGAUCCGCAAAGAAAUCGCAGACGGAGUGACUCAGAUCGUCCAGAUGCUUGAAACAGAAGAAGAGUGAUGGAACUGUGUGUGUUUGUGACUAUGGGGGCUGUUUUUGUUGUGUUUGUGACUUGGAAUAAUUUUAAGUUAAUUAGCCUCUUUAGUUUGCUUACUGUUCUGAAUGUUUUCUAAUUAUGCAGACAAAAAUAAUAAUGAGAGGGGCUCGAAUAAGAGAGUAGUGUCUCUUAUCAGUGUCAUACUCAUCUCUCAAAUCUUGUCUAUUGUGUGCCUCUUAGUGUGUUUGUGUUUAUCAGGUUAUGUAAUCCUUUUGUGUUCCCAAACUGGUACUCUGUUUUGUCAAAUUGCUUAUGUGUUGGUUUUGCUUA
This is a messenger RNA of Camelina sativa (false flax), 1860 nucleotides long. Its product is annotated as BAG family molecular chaperone regulator 7. The record is from RefSeq and is a predicted model, not a curated record. Gene Ontology annotation, cellular component: plasmodesma. Gene Ontology annotation, biological process: protein folding. Lineage: Eukaryota; Viridiplantae; Streptophyta; Magnoliopsida; Brassicales; Brassicaceae.